Emys orbicularis (European pond turtle) is the source of this 1272-nucleotide messenger RNA. RefSeq names its product mitochondrial ubiquitin ligase activator of nfkb 1-A-like. The transcript has 4 exons. Lineage: Eukaryota; Metazoa; Chordata; Testudines; Emydidae. Gene Ontology annotation, biological process: organelle organization; protein ubiquitination. The record is from RefSeq and is a predicted model, not a curated record. Bases 1 to 1053 code for a protein of 350 amino acids. Gene Ontology annotation, molecular function: ubiquitin-protein transferase activity.
AUGGACGCCCUGCCCGUCACCUCCGGGGAGCUGCUGUGCCUGGCCUCCAGCCUGGCCUUCUCCGGCCUCUUCUAUUACCUGUACAGGAAGAAGGCCAAAGCGCUGGCUCGGAUCCAGGAGGCCCCGAAGCUUCAGGUAGAUGAUGGUCUGCCUGACCUGCUAUCUGCCACCAGUGGCCAGCGCCUGCAUUAUGUUGCCUUAGAAGGGAUUGUCCUGCCAGCAAAAGCAGCUCUGUCCAGCCAGCACCAUGAGGAGCUGCAGGGAGUGAUCCAGAAACUAGUUCUGAAGGAGCAUCGACUGAUCUGGAACAGCCUCGCCCGGAGUUGGAAUGAAAGUGAGCGGGUGGUUUCGGAGCAGGUGUACACGGUGCCCUUUGCCCUGGCAUCCCCCAGUGCUGAGGCAGUGACACGGGUGAGUGUAGAGAGCCCUCUGCGGGCUGUCCGGCUGCCCCUGGAGACUGUGUAUGAGCGCUUCCAGCACCCAACCCACGGCUUCAAAGACCUGAUCAGUCACUACCUGAGCGGGGAGAAGCCCAAGGGCCUGCUGGAGACAGAGGAGAUGCUGCGAGUGGGGGCAAGCCUGACUGGCAUCGGGGAGCUGGCCAUGCACCCAGAUGGGACCCUCCACCUGCAGCCCCCAGCUGAUGGGUCCAACUACUUCCUGCACCUGGGGGACUGGCAGACACUGCUGGCGGAGAUGGAGUCAGUGAGCAGCUUCUGGAAGGGGGCGGCAGUGCUGUGCGGCUUGACAGGCGUGGCGGUGAUCCUGUACGCCCUCUGCCAGGCCUAUCAGCAGCGCCGGCAGAAGCAGGAGCAGGAGGAGCAGCGGCGGGAGUUCGAGGCCCUGUGGGGCAGCGGGAACACGGCGACUGAGUCUGGGGAGGAUGCGUCGGAGGACGCCUGCAUCAUCUGCCUGACACGGCCCCGCGAGUGCGUCCUGCUAUGCUGCGGCCAUGUCUGUUGCUGCUUCCGCUGCUACGAGGCUCUGCCUAGCCACACCUGUCCCAUCUGCCGGAGCCCCAUAGACAGGGUAGUGCCCCUCUACCAGGCCUGAGGGGGAGAAGGGGCUUCAAACGGUACCAGGGCAAGAGCAGCGAAGUCCCUGGCACUAGGCAGCACCACUGUGCCCAUAAAACCCCAGCAGCUUGGGGAGCAGUGUGUGAUCCACAAGGGGUUAACCCCAGCAGCUUGGGGAGCAGUGUGUGAUCCACAAGGGGUUAACCCCAGCAGCUUGGGGAGCAGUGUGUGAUCCACAAGGGGUUAACCCCAGCAG